CAGUUAGUACAAAAAAAAAAAAAAUGAUACCAUGUAUGGAUAUUGAGAAGGUCAAGGUCGAGGGCCGGAAAAACGUGUGUAUCAAAUUGCAUCAUAAAAACUUCAUAAAAUUUAUUUAAUUAUAAAUUAUUUUUGACAUAAACAAAUUGAAAUUUAAUUUUUUUUAUGGAAUAUAUAGUUGUGUUGAUCUAUGUGUAAGUGAUUUGUGUUGAUAAAAUAAGUUAUUAAUAUUGUCAAGCACAUUUUAUUGUUAGUUGGUUGGGGAUUGAGCCAAGACCUCCAGUGUGUUACUGAUAAUAAAAUAUUAUAAGAGGGGCGACUGUUGAAUAAAAAUUUUCAUAAUACAGAUAAUAAUGUCUUUGCACUUUCUGUAAAUAUUAAAACAACGCGUGUGUUACAAAUGUAAACAUAUAGAUCUUAGAUCAAUGCCACUGUGCUAUCAAAUUACAAAAUUUUUUUUUUUGAAAAUAAAGAAUAUCUACUCAUCAAAGUGUCUCCAAGAUGUAUGUUACGACUUUAGUUUAUACCGGCACAUCAACCACACCAAACGUUCAUCGACUUCAGCAGACUUAAGUUGUCAUCUAGACCUUCAAUCAAUUGUUGAUGAGAACCUGGUGAUCCAAGGAAUAUCACGUAACAUUGUCAAGUUAAUAUGACGGUGACAGGAUACGUAGAACAAACACAAGAGCUGAAUUUAACGAUACCAACUAACGAAAAGAAAUUUGAUAUGAUUAAUCAACAAAGUAGCACUGAUGAUACAUCACAAGAUAAAAUAACAAUAAAUAAUAAAAAUAUACAAGAUGAAAAUGAACCAUUUAUUGAUAAUAAUGAUAAAAAAUUAUCAAAAACAUUUGUUGAUGGUUUAAAAAUUGAAAUUGUAUCAAAUAAAAUUGUUAAAAAAAAAUCCAAUGAUAAUGAUGAUGCUGAUGACAAUAAAAAUAAUGAACAUAAUCCACCAGAUGGUGGAGUUAGAGCAUGGUCAAUAAUGCUUGGUAGUUUUUUUAUAAAUGGUAUAUUAUUUGGUGUUAUUAAUUCAUACUCAUUGAUUUAUACUGAAUUAACAAAAGAAUUAAUAAAAAUUAAUGAAACUGAAAUUUCAUGGAAAGCAUCACUUGUUGGAUCAUUAACGAUAGGUACGACAUUUCUAUUGUCACCAGUAUCUGGUAUUCUCACUGAUAAAAUUGGCAUUCGAAUGACAACACUUAUUGGUGGUGCUUUGGCAACUGGAGGUCUUCUUUUGUCUUCAAUGUUUUCAUCAAGAGUUGAAAUAUUGUAUUUGACUUAUGGUGUUAUUUAUGGACUCGGUGCAAGUCUUGCUUAUACACCAAGCCUUGUUAUUUUAGGUCAUUAUUUUAAAAAAUAUAUUGGUCUUGUUAAUGGUAUUGUCACUGCUGGAAGUUCAAUAUUUACAAUAAUAAUGCCAAAUAUUAUUGAAUAUUUAUUACAUGAAUAUAAUUUAGUUAUUACACUGAGAAGUUUAGCUUUUCUUACAUCUGUCGUAAUGUUGUGUGCAAUAUUAUUCAAACCAAUUACUCCUAUUGAAUUGCCAAAAACACCUGUUGAAAAUUCAAUGGUUAAAAAAAAAUCAAUAUCAUCAGCAAUUAUUGAUACUUCAAUAUGGAAACGUAAACGUUACGUUGUUUGGGCAAGUGCAAUUCCAAUUGCAUUAUUUGGUUAUUUUGUGCCAUACGUUCAUAUUGGAAAAUUUGUUGAACUUAAAUUUUCUGGUCACAGUCAAAAAUUGCCCUUAAUGUGUAUUGGAAUAUCUUCUGGUAUUGGACGUCUUGUAUUUGGAUAUAUUGCUGAUAUUCCUAGAGUUGAUCGUAUCAUGCUACAACAGAUAUCAUUUGUUAGCAUUGGAAUUUUAACAAUGCUUUUACCUUCAUCACCUCCUUAUUGGGCGAUACUUUUAACAAUAACUCUUUUAAUGGGUUUAUUUGAUGGAUGUUUCAUCUCUCUUCUUGGUCCAAUAGCAUUUGAUAUUUGUGGAAAAAACGGGGCAACUCAGGCCAUUGGAUUUUUACUUGGAAUGUGUUCAAUUCCAUUAACAAUUGGAGCACCAAUUGCUGGUUCAAUUUUUGAUCAUACUGGAUCUUAUACAUUGCCAUUUGCAUUGGCUGGAAUUCCACCGUUGAUUGGAGCUUUUGCAAUGUGUCUCAUUAGAUUUUUCAAAAAUGAUUCGAGUGAUGCUAAUUCAACUGAUGAUACUGUGCUUAAUGGAACCAGAAAUAACGGUAAACCUAGAAGUCCACUGGAAAUAUGGGAAAAUCAUCAUCAAUGUUCUGAUUGUUAUAAAUGUAUUGCCAUCUCGGAGAGUCUUCCUCUUUUAUUUAAUAGAAAAACUUUUGAUAAUCUCACUGACUGAUUAAUUUCUCUUUAUUUUUUACUUAAUAUCUUGUUUAUUUUUUCUUUGUUAUUGUUUGUUAAGUCUUGGCUGU
Molecule: messenger RNA, 2438 nt
Organism: Aphidius gifuensis
Lineage: Eukaryota; Metazoa; Arthropoda; Insecta; Hymenoptera; Braconidae
Gene: kar
Product: monocarboxylate transporter 10
Exons: 10
Coding region: 653-2365 (570 amino acids)
Biological process (GO): transmembrane transport
Molecular function (GO): monocarboxylic acid transmembrane transporter activity
Source: RefSeq, a predicted model, not a curated record